AUGAACAAAAUUUGGUACCGUGGAGUUUAUCAAUACCUGCAGGAAAAAGGUUUAGGCCCCAAGGACAUUUAUGCCGAUAUGGUUGUUACAUUAGGAGAUGACGCGUCAGCUUUAUCUACAGUGAAACGUGGACAACUGAAUUUAGGAAGGGAAGAGAGAUUCUUGAAGAUGACCCAACGUCUGGAUGUCAUACAACUGUCACCACAGGAAAACAUUGAUCGUUUUCACCACAUAUUGAAAUAUGACGGGCAAUUGACUUUCUAUCGUAUAGCCUAUACUAUUAUUAUAUCCCGUGACAUAGUUGAGAAUAUUCUGCACAAUGAACUUGGCAUGACGAAGGCUUCCGCUUCGUGGGUGCCACAUCUUCUGACACUUGAUCAAAAGCGCAUCAAGUUGAUCAUAUCACGAGAGAAUCUGACAUUAUUUGAGGCAGAUCCAGCUGAUUUCCUUGAACGUUUCGUAACCGAGGAUGUGUGUUGGGUUCAUCACUUCGAGCCAGAGACAAAGCGACAAUCCAAGCAGAGAAAACUCCCCUCCUCACCUGCUCCAAACAAGGCCAGCGUCGUUUCAUCUACAGGGAAGGUAAUGACCGCAAAUUUUAAGGAUGGAAAAGGUAUAGUGUCUUCAAAAGGACCAUGCGUCAAUGAAGAAUACUAUGUCAACUUACUGAGGUAG
This is a messenger RNA of Octopus bimaculoides (California two-spot octopus), 675 nucleotides long. RefSeq lists its product as uncharacterized. The record is from RefSeq and is a predicted model, not a curated record. Lineage: Eukaryota; Metazoa; Mollusca; Cephalopoda; Octopoda; Octopodidae.